CUAUCGCAGCUGUUUGGGAGAGCUGUCAGCCAAAAGACUUUAAAAUGAUGCAGAGCACAGUGAAGAGCCUGAAAGUUACUUACAACGAUGUCAGGGAAAAUGGUACGUUUACGAACGGCGACACUCUGAAUGGACAAGUCAUUUUGGAAGUCACCAAAGACUGCAAAGUGGAAUCGCUUUACGUCAAAUUUAAGGCUAAAGCCGAAGUGAUGUGGAGUGAGAGACACUACAAACAUACUUAUACUUACUACGACAAGAAGAAGUACUUCAGCCUCAAACAUUACUUUAUCCGGGAUGGAAACGAAACCGAUGGAAAUCAACUGUUGAAUGAAAAUGGCAAAACAUACAGUGAUUUACUUCCUCCAGGAUCUCAUGUCUUCCCCUUCACCUUUCAAGUCCCUUUGCAAGAAAUACCGUCCUCCUUCAGUGGUUCGGUUGGUGAAAUUGUGUACCAGCUCGAGACCAAGCUGUGUAGAUCCAUGAGGUUCAGAACAAAAGAAACCCUCAAGAUUCCCUUUGUGGCAACAGUUGCCCCCGACACGUUGGCACAACUAAUGAUGACACCUCAACAGGAUUUUAAGGAUAAAAACAUGCAUGUGUUCAGCUCGGGAGCUGUGGCCAUGGAUGUCAAGAUUGAAAAAUCUGGUGUCUUCCAAGGAGAGGCUUUGCAGAUUUCAGGCUCCAUUCAGAACAACUCCUCUCGUGAUAUCACACCUAAGUACUGCAUUUACAGUAAGCACAGCUUCUUUGCAAGGGGGAAGAGAAAGCUUGAUACUAAAGACCUCUUGAAAGAGGUGGGAGAGCCUAUCCCUCCAUCAGCCAGUGUAACAAUCAAUAAGGUCAUCACAGUUCCCCCGUAUGUGAAACCCUCCAUCCUCAACUGUGAAAUCAUCAAACUGGAGUACAGACUCAGGGUGUAUUUGGAUGUAAAGUAUUCUUCAGACCCAGAGGUCAAAUUUCCCAUUACCAUUCUUCCAGGCUUCCAGGCAUCUGCCAUGGCAGCAAACAUGCCUUCCACUUCUACUGGAUUUGAAUUUGCAUCACAUGGAUACCAAAACCCACCGGCCUUUGAUACUUUUUCAACACCACAACCGUUCAAUCCCCCACCUUCUUAUGGAGGUCAUGGAAUGUACCCUUCUUUGAUGGAUUUUGGUAGCAAACAGUGAUUGGUAAUGACGUUCUCUAGAUUUGUUUACAUUUGGGAUGUUCCGAUCGCAUAUUUUUCCAUCUGAGUCACCUGAUUUUUAGAAUCUGCCGAUACAGAGUCCUGAUCAGAUAACGAAAAAAAUAUAUAUAUACCGUAUUGGCCCAAAUAUAAGACGGCCCUGAUUAUAAGACAACCCCCUCUUUUUCAAGACUAAAAUUUGAAAAAUAACUUUUUGAACACCAAAUUAUUUUUAUACAGAAAAUAAUUAUAGUACAUCUGAAAAAAAUGAUUAUAACAAUGUUAUUUUGCCUCAUUCAAAUCCUAAUAUCUCAACAUUUAAAUAUGUAAACUAAAGUGCAACUACAUUCGUAAAUUCAUUUAUUUGUUUUUGAAAUGUAAAUAAACCAAUCUGUCGUGAUUAAAACAACAAAAUUGCAAUAACUGCAUAAACCAUCAAAGUGAAGUCUAACUAACUGGUCUUGAAACAAAUCUGAAUAAGGAAAAAUAUUGCAAUAAAAUAACGCAAACUGGUUAAACUUGAGACUAGCUGAGAUCUGUCAUGACAGAACAUUGCUUCAAUGAUAUCUGGCGCCAUCUAGCGUCGUGAAUGGGUAUAAUGUCUGGACCGCGAAUAUAAGACGACCCCCACUUUUUCAGUCUUAUUUCAAUGCAAAAAACACCGUCUUAUAUUAGAGCCAAUACGGUACAUAUGAAAAAAUUAGGACUCCCCAUUAAAUAUUUCUUUCCUUACUAAGAAAUGCUCACAUAUCGAUGUCUGAUCUUGUUUUAUCUCUGGAGAGAAAGUGACUUUAUUGCGGGUAAACAACAAAAAUUAACAUUGUUUUACUCAUUAAACCAAAUAUAUAAAAAAAAAUGCAUAUUCCAACUGAGGAAAAAGUUGGGACACCUGAUAGAUAGUAUUACCCCCUUUGGCUGAACUGCAGUGAGACGCUUUUUGUAGCCAUCUACCAGUCUUUGACAUUGGUCUGAAGAAAUUUUGCCCCAUUCCUCAAUGCAGAAUACUUUUAACAGUGAGUGACUGUUGAAGUGAGAGAAAACAGCAUGGUGAGAUCAAAGGACCUGUCUGAGGCCUUCAGAAAGAAGAUUGUAGACGCUUAUGAGUCUGGUAAGGGAUUUCAAAAGACCUCAAAACAAUAUAAAAUCAGCCAUUCCACGGUCCGUGAAAUAGUGUACAAGGGGGGGAAAUUCAAAACAAUUGCCAAUAUGCCAAGGUCUGGCAGACCGCAAGGUGCUAAAAGAAGUCUCCAAAAACCCUCAAAUGUCAUCACUGGACCUACAGCAGGCUCUUGCUACUGUUGAUGUGAAAAUGCAUGCCUCUACAAUCAGGAAAGAGACUACAUGAGUUUAACCUUCAUGGAAGGUGUGCAAGGAGGAAACAUUUGCUCUCCAAGAAGAAAAUGAAGGCCAGACUGAAGUUUGCCAGAGUGAAUGUAGACAAAGACCAGGACUUCUGGAAUAAUGUUCUUUGGACAGAUGAAUCUAAAAUUGAAUUAUUUGGACACAAGAACAGAGGACAUGUUCGGCGUAAACCCGAAACAGCAAUACAGGAAAAGAACCUCAUACCAACUGUGAAGCAUGGAGAUGGAAGUGUCAUGGUUUGGGGCUGCUUUCCUGCAACAGAACCUGGCCAGAUCACCAUGAUAGAAUCCACCAUGAAUUCUAUCGUGUAUCAGAGGAUUUGAGGAACAUGUGAGAUCAUCUGUGAAAAAAUUAAAGCUGAAGCGAAACUGGACCCUGCAACAUGAAAAUGACCCAAAACAUACCAGUAAAUCCACCAAGGAAUGGUUAUUUCAGCCAAAGGGCGUAAUACUAGCUAUUAGGUGGUAGGGUGUCCUAACUUUUUCCUCAGUUAGCAUUUUUGUUGAUAUAUUUGGUUUAAUGAGUGAAACAAUGUUAUUUUUUGUUGUUUCUUUUCAGAGAUAAAGAAAAACAAGAUCAGACAUUGAUUUGUGAACAUUUUUUCGAUAAAGAACUGAAUAUUUAAUGGGGAGUUUUUUCACCUGACUGUAUAUAUAUAUAUUUUUUCAACAAAAGUUCCAAACAUGUUACAGUAUUCCCUCUUACGCUUUUUCCGGGAGUCUUGCGGAGUAUAAGACGUACCGUAUUUUUCGGACUAUAAGUCGCGUUUUUUUCAUAUUUUGGCUGGGGGUGGGAAUUAUACUCAGGAGCGACGUAUGUGUGAAAUUAUUAACACAUUAUGAUAUCAUUUCACAUGUUAUUUUGGUGUUUUGGAGUGACACUGAUGGUUUGGUAAACUUGUUAGCAUGUUCUUUAUGCUAUAGUUAUCUGAAUAACUCUUAAUAGCUAUGGCCACCUUCGCCUUCUGUCUUUGGCAAUGUGUGUUCAAAUGUAUUAUUGACUUUUUUUAAUAUUGAAAUGCAUGCUUUUAGUUUGUGGCGCUUUCACGCUCACGUGUGGACGCACUCGCACUUGUUUACGUGAAGAGCGCUCACACGCUAGAAGAAGACGGACAAAUACGUAGCUCUGAGUGAGUGGGUGAUUAGCGAGAGAGAAACACGGCUGCGAACCUACGUUCAUUGUUUAUGCUUUUAAAAUAUCUCUACAGAGGCAACGCCUGUGUGUAUCUUUUCUGUUGUUGUUGUGUGUUUUCCACCAGCAAUCGGACACUUAGAGCCAGUUGUGUGGGUGUUUGAACGAUGUGCUAAUGCUAGCGGACGCAUGCUAACCGUUUAUGUCAUUGCUGUAAAACAACCUAAUUAUCAUUUCUUAACGUUGAUGCGAACCUAUUUGGUAUCGAGGACCAAAUUGAUUCAGCAAAUUAUACGGACGUCCAGCAUCGUCAUUUGGGAGUUCGCUGUAUAAACAGGACCGAGCCGUAGCGUCCUGGUGAUGACAGUAUAUUCGCAUUUCGUUGUUCAUGCACUGUACACUGUACAUUUAUUCAACAUGUUGUUCUCGAUUGUAUUUUUAUAUAAAAUUGCCUUUCAAGAUGUAUUCUAUGUGUUGGAUUUGAUCCUCUAAAAAUGCGAUUUAUAUGUUUUUUUCUCUUCGUUGGGCAUUUUAUGGCUGGUGCGACUUAUACUCAGGUGCGACUUGUAGUCCGAAAAAUACGGUAUAUAUUUUUAUUUCUAUUAUUUAUAUUGCAAUGCCAUUGUAUUUCUGGAUUAUUAUGUUACUUUUUAGUUCUUAAUUUUUUUUUUUUUUUUUUUUUUAAUCAUUGAAAACCCGAUUCUUUUCACAAGCUUCAGAUCCUCUGAAAAAUGGCGCGAUCGGCAGAUUUUCGAUCACGUGACUGGUUAAAAGACAUCCCUAGUUUACAUUUCGUUACUGAUUAAAUGUUAACCUGUUACCGUACAUUUAAAUGUGACUCUUGGAUAUGUUUGAGUUGUCAGAAAAGUUCCAGGGGCUUCAUUUAUGAACCAUGCACCCUUACAAAUAGGAACCUGUUAUGCAAAGAUUUUGAGGUAGAAUACUGGAACUACAGUACAGACAGUAUAAAAAGCUAAUAUUUGGAUAUGAGCCUGUUCAUCUGCCAAUAAUUAUCUUUGAAAAGUGAAACUUCAAAAGUGUGUAGAAAAAUUAAUUUAACAUUUUAAAGAUGAAAUUUUAAAUUAUCCAGUUCGAGGCAGUCUUAAGUUUCUGACUUAUUAAGGGAAUGAUCCCAUUAUUGUAAUGUUUCAUCAUAUUGUUUCUCCUCCAAUAAGUACCUCAAUCUCUGUCAGAGUAAAUCACUGUUCUUCACCCUUUUUUCAAUGGUUUUGGGGAAGGAAAAAGCACAUUCACUCUUUAGACUUGGUGCUAAAUUAUUUCAGUAAUAAUAGUACAAAUACUUAAAGACACGUGGAAAUAAAUAAAAAAAAAAUCUUGUCUUGUCUCCAUCUUGGAUUGGCCCUCACAGGAUUUUCAAUCAAUACCAGCACUGAUCUGCUAUUCUUCAACUUUAUUAAUAAUCAAAAAAAGGCACUGCAGAAGGUUAAACAACACAUAUCUUUAAUUCUUGUUACUAAACUUCUACCACAGCUAUAAAUGACCUCAAUCUUAAAAACAUAAACACAGCUAACCCGACUUUGACCGCGUAAAAUUUUGUUUAUUUAAACAGAAAUGUAUUGUAAUACAAUGUGGAUGCCAAGAGUCACAACAUCAACUAUCAAAUAAAUUGACAAUUUAUUUAUUAGUAGGCAUUAUUGUUGUUUAUCUUUGUUGAUGGCUAAUUGCUAACAAUAUCAUGGAUAACAGAGGCAGAUCCGUUCGAAUCUGCACGGGUUGCACAUUCACGCUUCCAUUGGUUAAGAGUUGUGUGCUAAUUAGGGCUGUCAAACGAUUAAAAUUUUUAAUUGAGUUAAUCCCAGCUUAAAAAUUAAUUAAUCGUAAUUAAUCGCAAUUCAAACCAUCUAUAAAAUAUGUCAUAUUUUUCUGUAAAUUAUUGUUGGAAUGGAAAGAUAAGACACAAGACGGAUGUAUACAUUCAACAUACUGUACAUAAGUACUGUAUUUGUUUAUUAUAACAAUAAAUCAACAAGAUGGCAUUAACAACAUUCUGUUAAAGCGAUCCAUGGAUAGAAAGGCUUGUAGUUCUUAAAAGAUAAAUGUUAGUACAAGUUAUAGAAAUUUUGUAUUAAAACCCUUCUUAAUGUUUUCGUUUUAAUAUAAUUUGUAAAAUUUUCAAUCAAAAAAUCAACUAGUAGCACGCCAUUGCUGAUGUCAAUAAUUAUACAAUUCUCAUGGUGCUGAAACCCAUAAAAUCAGUCGCACCCAAGCGCCAGCAGAGGGCGACUAAACUCCAAAGAAUCUGAAUCUGAAGCUGAACAUCUUUAUUUUGUUUAUUGUCAUUACACAAAGUGUCAUGAAAUUCAAAGCUGCCCCACAGAGUGCACACACACACCAAAAAAUGGAUUAAAAGAGUAUGUACACAAUAAAAACACAAUAAAAAAGACUUGUAAUAGUGGUACUCUUGCAGUAUAGGUAAGGUGACGUGAUAGUAGCGGUCAGUAAUGAGUAUUGGUUAUUCACAGUGCAAAAAGUCACACGAGUAACAAGUGCACAUGACACUGUGCUGUCAUUUUAAUCUGUUUGAGCGGGGCAUUGCAUUAAUUGCGUCAAAUAUUUUAAUGUGAUUAAUUAAAAAAUGUAAUUACCGCCCGUUAACGCAAUAAUUUUGACAGCCCUAGUGCUAACUGCUGAGCUAAAUCGCCGAGCUGGCUACCAGCGACCAGCCAAGUCCGAUGUUGUAUGGAAAGCAGACAAAGUUCUUACUUUGAGACACCCUCCUAAACAGGAAUCAGCACCAAGUGCAUAUGCUUCAUUAAAAGACAUUUUAUCUAUUAUAUACUGUAAGAUGAUGUCGGCUUAUGUGUAACUGAAUAGAAAAAAGGUUUAUGGAAAAGCGAGAUAAUACUUGUUCACACUAUUUUUAUUUUGUCAGUGCAUCCCUCUUGCAAAGUGCAGUACCACAAGCAGAACAUUUAUGUGGAAACUAAAUUUGAAUGAAAAUAAAUAAAUGCAAAAAUAAAAAUCACAGUUCUAAAUAGAAAUGUUAUUUAGAUAAAAAACAGUUUGGAGGAAAAAAACAUCGUGGGAAUUGUAUUUUUAUUUUUUCAUUUAUUUUGCAAAAAAUAUUUGACGGUAUUUACAGCAACAACGGCAAAAAUCGAGUCCAGCACCAAAGUUCUAAUUCGAAUGUGUAAAUUUUGUGGAUAUUAAAUAUUAAUCAUUGAAAUGCUGUUUUGUCUUUUAUUCAUCAUAAAGCUGACUAUAAACACUGUACUCAAGCUUUUUCGUCAUAGUUGUUGUAAAUUCUUUUCUACUCUGUCCUUGCUCAAUAGUUCGUAUACAAUAUAAUUUUUUUGUGCAAUCAAUAAUUUGCAUGAUUGUUUCUGUACAACUUACCUCAAUA
Corythoichthys intestinalis (scribbled pipefish) is the source of this 7022-nucleotide messenger RNA. RefSeq names its product arrestin domain-containing protein 3-like. Gene Ontology annotation, biological process: protein transport. Gene Ontology annotation, cellular component: cytoplasm; plasma membrane. The transcript is spliced from 7 exons. Bases 45 to 1166 code for a protein of 373 amino acids. NCBI's taxonomy places the organism in Eukaryota, Metazoa, Chordata, Actinopteri, Syngnathiformes, Syngnathidae. The record is from RefSeq and is a predicted model, not a curated record.